GGUCAGUUGUAUACGUCACUGAGACAGCAACUCAAAGACACAAAAUAUCAGAAGACAUCUAAAGGGAGUGUUGUGGACACUUAGUUAAAGAUGAGUGAUCUGAAAGAAACAAUAGAAUUAGUGAAGUGUAAACUACUGAAAUUAUCUUGGACCUGACCUGCUGUUAGCCAAAUUAACACAUGCAGGAAAACAAAAAAAAACUGAACAGGGAGCACUGGACCAUCUAUAAUCAUGAAGGAAAAUUAUUCGUAGUUGGAAAGUUGAAAAGCUGGAUAUUUUGCUGAGAGUGCAAAAUUGAAUGGAAUUCUUUUUUUCCAUUGUAGAAAAAUAAACAAGCCUUCCUUGUUACUGUCUGUUAUUUGUUAGGAGUGCAGGGCAGAGAAUAGAAUGAACAAUGUUUACAUCACCAACCCAGGCAGUAUAUACUACACCUGUUCCUGUACCAGAGGAUCCAGCAGGCAACAUCAAAGACGAUUGUAGAUUAUGGAUUGGAAAUUUAGAUACUAGACUGACAGAGUACACAUUGUUAAAGCUUCUACAAAAAUUUGGGGAAUUGAAAAGAUUUGAUUUUCUUCUUCACAAACUAGGACCAGAAAAAGGAAAACCUAGAGGAUAUUGUUUUGUUAGUUAUGAAAAUAGAAAGGAUGCUGAGAAGGCAAAGAGGAAUAUGCAUGGUAAACUGGCAUUGUCCAAAAAACUGGUAGUAAAGUGGGCACAUGCAGAAACGGAGAGUGAACAGCAAGAAAUUAAAGUACCAUGUGGCAUUUCUACUGGCAGCACUGAUAGUCAGAUUAGAGCCAUAGAAGACAAAUUAAGGAAGAUGGAAGAAUCAUCAUCAGACUUCACCAUCUCUACAAAACCUGUAGCACAACCAGGAAGUAGCCAACUAUAUCAAAUGAACUCUGCCAAACAAGAACAAAUCAAGAAGCCCUACAGCCGCAAAAAGUGAUCUUAUCAUGGUAUUUUGAUGUCUGAAAAAAAAUCAAUCUUGGUUGCAAAGUUGAUGGUAUUCUGCCAUACUUGGAAUUAUUCCAGUAUCAAUGGUCAAAAUGAUCAUUUGUUGUACCAAGGAAGCUGUGUUGUACUGCAAAUAACAACAGAAGAAAUGUACAUCAAAGAGGACUAGAAAUCUUGAAACAUUAAUUGCGAAAUAUAUAGAUUGUUUUGUGUUAAAUUUCACAUAGGAGAUUGUUAUGCCCCCGCCGUAGCUGAGGGGGCAUUAAGUUUUACCCAAAAUUGGUUUCCUAUCUCUAACUUUAGUUUGCCCCAACCAAAUGUUAUGAAAGUUAAACUCAAUGCUUAUUACCACAAAACACAGAUCAAGUUUGAAUUUUGGUGGCGUCAAUUUUACCGUUCUAGAGUUAUGCCCCUUUACAAACGGAAAAAUUGCUAAAUUUUUCGUUUCCGUUCUCUAACUUUUAUUUGCCUCAACCAAAUGUUAUGACACUAGUACACAAUGCUUAUUACCACAAAACACAGAUCAAGAAUGAAUUUUGGUGGCGUCACAUUUACUGUUCUAGAGUUAUGCCCUUUACAAAUGGAAAAAUUGCUAAGUUUUUGGUUACUGUUCUCUAACUUUAGUUUCCCCCAACCAAAUGUUAUGAAACUUAUACACUAUGCUUAUUACUACAAAACACAGAUCAAGUUUGAAUUUGGGUAACGUCACUUUUACCCUUUUUUAGUUAUGUCCCUUUAUCACAUUAUAUGCAAGCGGGGGCAUCACGUGUGUCCCAUGGACACAUUCCCCAUUUAUUUAGUGUUAAAUUUCACAUAAGAGAUUGUUUUGUGUUAAAUUUCACAUUUAACGCUAUGCAUUUUGUUUUAUUUUAGAUAAAGAUUGUAAGAUUCUUGUAAUCUUACAUACUUGAAA
Mytilus californianus (California mussel) is the source of this 1870-nucleotide messenger RNA. RefSeq names its product probable RNA-binding protein 18. Gene Ontology annotation, molecular function: RNA binding. The record is from RefSeq and is a predicted model, not a curated record. NCBI's taxonomy places the organism in Eukaryota, Metazoa, Mollusca, Bivalvia, Mytilida, Mytilidae. The transcript has 6 exons. Bases 395 to 949 code for a protein of 184 amino acids.